Molecule: messenger RNA, 2107 nt
Organism: Cicer arietinum (chickpea)
Lineage: Eukaryota; Viridiplantae; Streptophyta; Magnoliopsida; Fabales; Fabaceae
Product: delta-1-pyrroline-5-carboxylate dehydrogenase 12A1, mitochondrial
Cellular component (GO): mitochondrion
Molecular function (GO): aldehyde dehydrogenase (NAD+) activity; L-glutamate gamma-semialdehyde dehydrogenase (NAD+) activity
Source: RefSeq, a predicted model, not a curated record
ACGUGGAUCACUUUCUAAACUGCAACAAACAAAGAAAGGAAACUAUCAACCCUCUAAAAUAGGUAGAGAGAUAUUAGGAUCUGUUCAUUUAAUAUAAAUCCAUUUCCACUGAAGAGUGAGUAAUGAGUGAGUGAUCAUUGGAGCCAGUGUUUUAGUUUACAAACACAAAUCCAAUCUAUCAUGUUCAACCUUUUCCUUACCAGAGCUUCCAGGCUUUCAUCUCUUACCAAACACAAUGCUCUUCCUUCUUUCAGUCUUUACCGGGAUGUCCAUUCAAUACCACUUGCCACAGUAGAAGCAGAAGAGAUAUCUGGUGCAAGGCCUGCUGAAGUUUUGAACUUGGUACAGGGCAAAUGGAGUGGAUCAUCAAACUGGAAUACAAUUGUGGAUCCUUUAAAUGGAGAGCCAUUUAUUAAAGUCGCUGAAGUUGAUGAAGCAGGUGUUCAGCCUUUUGUAGAAAGCUUGACCAGCUGUCCCAAACAUGGUUUACACAAUCCUUUUAAGGCACCAGAGAGAUAUCUUAUGUAUGGAGACAUAUCUGCUAAGGCAGCUCACAUGCUAUCACUUCCUAAGGUUUCAGAUUUCUUUACAAGGCUAAUACAGAGAGUUUCUCCAAAGAGUUAUCAGCAGGCUUAUGCGGAAGUUUAUGUGACACAGAAGUUUCUAGAGAAUUUCUGUGGAGAUCAGGUUCGCUUCCUGGCUAGAUCUUUUGCAGUACCUGGAAAUCAUCUCGGGCAGCAAAGUCAUGGCUUUCGUUGGCCAUAUGGUCCGGUGGCAAUUGUUACUCCUUUUAAUUUUCCCCUAGAGAUUCCAGUCCUUCAAUUAAUGGGUGCACUUUAUAUGGGCAACAAGCCAGUCCUUAAAGUUGAUAGCAAGGUGAGCAUUGUUAUGGAGCAAAUGUUGCGCCUUCUUCAUUCCUGUGGCUUACCUGUAGAAGAUGUGGACUUCAUAAAUUGUGAUGGAAAGACAAUGAACAAGCUGCUGCUAGAGGCAAAUCCAAGAAUGACCCUUUUCACCGGUAGUUCAAGAGUGGCAGAGAAGUUGGCUGUUGAUUUGAAGGGUCGUGUUAAAUUGGAAGAUGCUGGAUUUGACUGGAAAAUAUUGGGCCCUGAUGUCCAUCAGGAAGAUUACAUUGCAUGGGUAUGUGACCAGGAUGCAUAUGCAUGCAGCGGUCAGAAGUGCUCAGCACAAUCAUUGUUAUUUAUGCAUGAGAACUGGUCCAAGACUUCCUUGAUAUCUAAGAUGAAAGAUCUUGCUGAGAGAAGAAAGCUAGCAGAUUUGACAAUUGGCCCAGUCCUUACUUUUACAACUGAAUCAUUGCUAGAGCACAAAAAUAAGUUACUUGAGAUACCGGGAUCAAAGCUGCUCUUUGGGGGUCAGCCUUUGGAGGAUCAUUCGAUUCCGCAAAUUUAUGGUGCUAUUAAACCAACUGCAGUUUAUGUUCCACUUGAGGAAAUUGUGAAGGAUAAGAAUUAUGAGCUUGUGACAAAAGAAAUAUUUGGACCUUUUCAGGUUGUUACUGACUACACAAGCAAUCAACUACCAAUUGUAUUGGAUGUUUUGGAAAAAAUGCAUGCACAUUUAACUGCCGCCGUAGUUUCAAACGAUCCUUUAUUUUUACAAGAAGUAAUUGGGAAAUCAGUAAAUGGCACUACUUAUGCAGGUCUAAGAGCAAGAACAACUGGAGCUCCACAAAACCACUGGUUUGGACCUGCUGGUGACCCAAGGGGUGCAGGAAUUGGAACUCCAGAGGCAAUAAAACUUGUAUGGUCUUGCCAUAGAGAAAUAAUUUAUGAUUAUGGACCAGUAUCAAAUGAUUGGGAAAUUCCUGCGUCAUCAUGAAAGGUCCUAUGUAAGAGACUAAGAAGUUAGAUGGCGAAUUAGUAUGUAUGUCCCUAACAGUUUUAGAUUUUAGAAUAAAUUUUAGGGAUCUCGGGUUUUCAUUAGUAGUAGAAAAUGAGGUAGUAUUAUUCCCUUCGCUAUUGUAUGCUCAAGAGUAAACUUUAGUAAAUUGAGUUUUGAUUAGCUUUAAUUAUCCUUUUGUGUACAAGUCUAGCUAUCAUGAUAACAACGGAAGCAAUUUUUUACAAGCAUGCAUUAAUGAAAA